Messenger RNA from Leopardus geoffroyi (Geoffroy's cat), 4004 nucleotides. RefSeq names its product F-box DNA helicase 1 (gene FBH1). Gene Ontology annotation, biological process: double-strand break repair via homologous recombination; replication fork processing. Gene Ontology annotation, molecular function: ATP binding; hydrolase activity; DNA binding. Gene Ontology annotation, cellular component: nucleus. The transcript has 22 exons. NCBI's taxonomy places the organism in Eukaryota, Metazoa, Chordata, Mammalia, Carnivora, Felidae. The record is from RefSeq and is a predicted model, not a curated record. The coding region runs from base 436 to 3576 and encodes 1046 amino acids.
CGCACCCAACCUCAGCCAGCCCCUCGCCCCGCCGCGACCCCUCCUUUGGUCCCCGGGAGCUCGGAGGAACUCUGGGAAACUUUCCGCUCGCCUCCCCGGCCCCAGCGGAAGCACGGACGGGGCGGAGCCUGCCAGCGGUAGCCGCGCCCCCUGCUGGAGCGCGUUCCGAUUGGUCGCUGGAGCAGUCCGUCAGCGCGCCCCCUCCUCCUGCCGUUCCGAUUGGCCGUGCAGGCCGUCCGUCAGCCCUGGCGACGGGCUCUUCCCGGGGCUGCGGCUAGGGCGGAGCUGGCGGAGGAAGUCGGAGGCCUGCUCGGGCUGGCGCUGCCCUGGGGACGCUGGGACUGGGAGGCCGGGUGGCCCGGGCCCUGCGGCGGCGGCGGCGGCGGCGGCGGCGGUGGCGGCGGUGGCGGCGGGAGCCCGGGUCCGGAGCGCCAUAUGAGACGGUUUAAACGGAAGCAUCUUACAGCCAUCGACUGCCAACAUUUGGCUCGGAGUCACUUGGCUGUGACCCAGCCCUUCGGUCAAAGAUGGACCAACAGAGACCCGAACCACGGUCUCUAUCCUAGACCCAGAACAAAAAGAGGGACUAGGGGUCAAGGAUGUCAAAGGUACGGCACUGAAUUCCUCCUAGCUGGCCAGCAGCGGCGCACCAAUGACAUGGCCAAAAGCAAUUCUGUGGGCCAGGACACCUCUAAGGACUCGGAGGGGGAAAUGAUCUUUGCCGCGGAGAGCAACUGUGCCCUGCCUCGAGAAGGUGAUGGAGAAGCCAGACUGGGCUCGUCAGGGUCCGCGCCGCCUGCAAGGAAGCGGUCCCGGUCCUUUGAGGACGAGAGGAAUCCAGCAACAGGGACCAGUCAGUGGGACGGGGCUUCUAAGAAAACGCCACGGCAUCGUUCGCUCCUGUCAUGCCCAAGACCCCGGGAAGCCAGGCAGGAAGCAGAGGACUUUGUGUCCCGGCCCUCUGCGGAGUCCGGAGAACCCAGCCAGGAAGUGGAAGACGUCGGUCCUGACCCCAUUCCUGACUCUUACUAUGGGCUCCUGGGGACCUUGCCUUGCCAGGAACCCCAGAGCCACAUGGGCAGCCUGCCCAGUGAGGUCCUGAGGCACAUCUUUGCUUUCCUCCCUGUGGAAGAUCUCUACUGGAACGUGAGCUUAGUGUGCCACUUCUGGAGGGAGAUCAUCAGCGAUCCGCUGUUCAUUCCUUGGAAGAAGCUGUAUUACCGAUACCUGAUGAAUGAAGAACAAGCCGUGAGCAAAGUGGAUGGCAUCCUAUUGAACUCCGGUAUAGAGAAGGAGUCGGACUUGUGUGUGCUCAACCUCAUCCGCUAUACAGCCACCACUAAGUGCUCCCCAAGCGUGGAUCCUGGACGGGCGUUGUGGAGUCUGAGGGAUCACCUCCUCCUCCCUGAGGCAGAGGCCUGCGUGCGUCAGCACCUCCCUGAUCUCUACGCGGCUGCUGCGGGUGUCAACGUGUGGGCUCUGGUGACGGCCAUCGUGCUCCUCUCUAGCAGCGUGAAUGACAUCCAGCAGCUGCUCUUCUGCCUCAGGCGGCCCGGCUCCACCGUGACCAUGCCAGACAUCACGGAGACCCUGUACUGUAUCGCCGUGCUUCUCUAUGCCAUGAGGGAGAAGGGGAUCAACAUCAGCAACCGGAUUCACUACAACAUUUUCUAUUGCCUGUAUCUUCAGGAGAAUUCCUGUACUCAGGCCGCAGAAGUUAAAGAGGAACCAUCGGUUUGGCCAGGCAAGAAAACAACCAUCCAGCUCACACAGGAACAACAGCUGAUUCUGAACCACAAGAUGGAACCCCUCCAGGUGGUAAAGAUUAUGGCAUUUGCAGGCACCGGGAAGACCUCUACCCUGGUCAAGUAUGCUGAGAAGUGGUCUGAGAGCAGGUUUCUGUAUGUGACAUUCAACAAGAGCAUCGCAAAGCAGGCCGAGCUAGUCUUCCCCAGCAAUGUCAUCUGCAAAACCUUUCAUUCCAUGGCCUAUGGACACGUCGGGCGGAAGUACCAAUUAAAGAAGAAAUUGAAUCUCUUCAAGUUGACCCCUUUCAUGGUCAAUUCUGUCCUUGCUGAAGGGAAAGGUGGAUUCAUAAGGGCCAAGCUCGUGUGUAAGACUUUAGAAAACUUCUUUGCCUCGGCUGACGAAGAGCUGACGAUUGAUCAUGUGCCUAUCUGGUGUAAGAACAGCCAAGGACAGAGAGUCAUGGUUGAACAGAGUGAAAAGCUGAAUGGUGUUCUUGAAGCAAGCCGACUCUGGGACAACAUGCGGAAGCUGGGGGAAUGCAAAGAAGAGGCGUACCAAAUGACUCACGAUGGCUAUUUGAAACUCUGGCAGCUGAGCAAGCCUCUGCUUGCCUCUUUUGACGCCAUCUUUGUGGAUGAGGCCCAGGACUGUACCCCAGCUAUCAUGAACAUAGUUCUGUCUCAGCCAUGUGGGAAAAUCUUUGUAGGGGACCCACAUCAACAGAUCUAUACCUUCCGCGGUGCGGUCAAUGCUCUGUUUACAGUCCCUCACACGCACGUCUUCUAUCUCACACAGAGUUUUAGAUUUGGUGUAGAAAUAGCUUAUGUGGGAGCUACUAUCUUGGAUGUCUGCAAGCGAGUAAGGAAAAAGACUUUGGUCGGAGGAAACCAUCAGAGUGGCAUUAGAGGUGACACAAAGGGGCAGGUGGCCCUGUUGUCCCGGACCAAUGCCAAUGUGUUUGAUGAGGCCGUGCGGGUGACCGAAGGAGAAGUGCCUGCCAGGAUACAUUUGAUUGGGGGGAUUAAAUCAUUUGGAUUGGACAGAAUCAUUGAUAUUUGGAUCCUUCUUCAGCCGGAGGAAGAACGGAAGAAACAGAACCUCGUUAUUAAAGACAAGUUUAUUAGAAGAUGGGUGCACAAGGAGGGCUUCAGUGGCUUCAAGAGGUAUGUGACCGCGGCUGAGGAUAAGGAGCUGGAGGCCAAGAUUGCAGUCGUUGAGAAGUAUAACAUCAGGAUUCCAGAACUGGUGGAGAGGAUAGAGAAGUGUCACAUAGAAGACCUGGACUUCGCAGAGUACAUUUUGGGCACUGUACACAAAGCCAAAGGCUUGGAGUUUGACACUGUGCACGUUUUGGACGAUUUUGUGAAAGUGCCUUGCGCCAGGCACAACCUCGCACAGCUGCCCCACUUCAGAGUCGAGUCGUUUUCUGAGGAUGAAUGGAAUUUACUGUAUGUCGCAGUAACUCGUGCCAAGAAGCGUCUCAUCAUGACCAAGUCCUUGGAGAACAUCUUGACUUUAGCUGGGGAGUACUUCUUGCAAGCAGAACUGACGAGUAAUGUGUUGAAGACCGGGGUGGUUCGCUGCUGUGUGGGGCAGUGCAACAACGCCAUCCCCGUGGACACUGUGCUCACCAUGAAGAAGCUCCCCAUCACCUACAGCAACAGGAAGGAGAACAAGGGCGGCUACCUCUGCCACUCGUGUGCAGAGCAGCGCAUUGGGCCGCUGGCCUUCUUGACGGCCUCCCCCGAGCAGGUGCACUCCAUGGAACGCACCAUCGAGAACAUAGUGCUGCCCAGACACGAAGCCCUGCUCUUCCUCGUCUUCUGAAAGCCACGGGGAGCUUUCUCCACGCACGUCAGGGAUGCAGAUGGCAGGUAGGGGAGCUGGCGCAGCGUGACCCAGAGAGCUCGCCGCUCCUGGUCUCAGCCCACCAAGCGGCGUCCUGGAGCGGGCCUCGUAGCUUCACUUGUCGCGGCCUCCCCUUAGCCUCUUCCAUCAGCCUGGUGGCGCUUAGAGUGCAGGCCGGUGAGUAGAGCAAGCGUGCUGUCGGAUCGGGCCCGGGGUGCUCUGGAAGGGCGGACACCAAGCUAAUGUUUGCGUACUGAGGGGUGUUCUCAGAACGGGACCUGAACACAGAGCGGGGAGACUUCCGUGGAAGGGGGACGGGGCCGUUUCAUCCCCUCGGCCAGGGUUCCCGGCCUAGCUGUAAUGAAUGCCUCAUGGAUGACUUGGAAUAAAAGAGCCAGUGAAAGGAA